AUGUUCGCGAGGCGGCUCACUUCUUUCUUCAAGCGAUCAUCAACAUCAAGCUCGGAGAAAGCUGGAAAAGAGGGGACAUUGGGCUCUUUUGGUCGGAAAGCAGUGUCUUUUGUCUUGAUUACAGUCACUGGUGGUGUUGCUUUGAGUGCUCUCGAUGACCUUUCGAUCUACCGUGGAUGUAGCAGCAAGGCGAUGGAGAAGGUGAUGAAUAGUAAGGCAAUGAUUGAAGCCAUUGGAGAGCCAAUUGAAAAAGGGCCAUGGUACAAUGCAUCACUAGCUGUUUCUCACCAAAGGCACUCAGUGUCUUGUUCGUUUCCUGUGAUUGGACCACAAGGCACCGGAAUCUUGCAUCUCAAAGCUGUUCGCAAUGGAGAAGAUAGCUUGUUUGGGUUUCUACAGCAAAAGGACUGGGAGAUUCUGAUAAUGGACGCACUUGUCCACGUACCUUCAAACGAUGGACCUCAACAAACACUGAGAAUCAACGUCUCGGACUCUGACAUUGUUGCUCCUUCAGCUGGUACCGACUUGAAACCUUCUAAACCAGAAGAGCCAGAGAAGAGCUAA
Messenger RNA from Arabis nemorensis, 564 nucleotides. The record is from the annotation of a GenBank genome assembly. Lineage: Eukaryota; Viridiplantae; Streptophyta; Magnoliopsida; Brassicales; Brassicaceae.